Molecule: messenger RNA, 5855 nt
Organism: Patella vulgata (common limpet)
Lineage: Eukaryota; Metazoa; Mollusca; Gastropoda; Patellidae
Product: zinc finger protein 30
Exons: 2
Coding region: 199-3162 (987 amino acids)
Biological process (GO): regulation of transcription by RNA polymerase II
Molecular function (GO): DNA-binding transcription factor activity; RNA polymerase II cis-regulatory region sequence-specific DNA binding
Source: RefSeq, a predicted model, not a curated record
CAAGAUUUCCGGUAAAAUGGAGGCUAGCUGUAAACAACACGUUGUUAAUAUUCUCUACUAAACUCAACAAACAAAAACAUAAAUCAGAUGAAAUAUUUGAAUCAGACAUCCAAAAGAACGAUCGUCUCACCAGCCUGACGGGCAUAAUCAUCUCGAUUCUACACCUGAGGAAGAAAACUGUUGAAGAAAUGUGAUAAAAUGUCGGAGCCAGAUGACGAAAAUGAUGCAAAAAAUAAAACAUACAAUUGUCCGUUAUGUGGAAUCGGGUUUCCAGUUCUUGAGAAAUUAGAUUCACAUUUACGACGUCACACUGGUGAAAAAUCUAACGAAUGUUUGAAGUGCGGUAAAUUCUUCUAUACGAAAAAACUUCUAUCUAAACAUAUUCAAGUUCACAUGACUGAAAACCAAAAUAUUUGUCAUCAAUGUGGAGAGAGUUUUACGUCACUUAAAUCACUUCAACAACAUCUGAUCAGCCACACAGCUGCUCCAUUCUCCUGUGACCUGUGUGACAAGGUGUAUACACAGAACUGGUCGUUAAAACGUCACAGAUUGUCUCAUUUUGAAGAGAAGCCAUUUAAAUGUGACGUUUGUCCCGUUACUUGUGAUACGAGCAGCCAUUUAAAACAACACAGCAGAAUUCAUACUGGUAUUCGACCCUAUGCCUGCAAAGUCUGUGAUAAAGCCUUCACACAAAGAUCAAGUCUAUCCAAACAUAAUCGAACGCACAGUGGCGACAGACCGUACAUCUGUCCAGAUUGUGGGAAAUCGUACACGGAGAGCGGCCAUCUUAAAAUACACAUGCGUAAGCAUACGGGGGAAAGGCCAUUUAAAUGUUCAGAUUGUGAUCGUUGUUUUUACGAAAACGGGAAUCUACGUCAACAUAUGAGAAUUCAUUCGGGGGAGAAACCAAGUCGCUGUUUAACUUGUGGUAAGACUUUCCGUCAUAAUGGGGACUUGAAGGAACAUUCGUUGGUUCAUACGACAGAGCGGCCAUUUACAUGCGAAAUCUGUGAUAAAAGUUUUAAAGCCUGGCGUAAUUUACGGAGACAUAAAAUGACACAACAUGCAGACGGACAAGACAGAAUUCAAAAUGGAGAAGUUAGAGGAGUGGAAAAAAGGAGAAAAAAUAAGAAACUGUUUAAGAGAAGAACAGAGAAAAUAGCUGACAGUCGAACAGUUGAUAUUACAACACCGAGAAAUUAUCCUGCCAUAGAGAUGCAUCAGAAAGUUGUGAAUGUGGAAAACUCUGAAGGCGGCGUUGUUUUAGUUACACAAACACCCCAUUACAACGAACAAACACCAUCACAAAAACCACAUGUAUCUUUUCCAACUUCAGUCCCGACUAACAAUGUAAAUUUUCAGGUAUCAAAUAUAAACGGUGUACCUCAAUAUCCACAACAACAAUCUAAUAUAGUUUAUAAUGAACAGUUUCAGUUCAUUAACAUCGGAAAUCAGAUUGCUGAUCAACAUUUUACAGCUCCGAAUACACUCCAACUAGCUCCAAAUUUAUCCGACAAGCCAGCCAGCAAAAAUUACUCGAACGCUAACAAUUAUUUCCAUCAACAGAUUGCGCCAAGUCACAUGAAUCUUUCUUCUAGAGAAGACAAUCAAACUAUUUAUUCCAACCAGAUUCAGAAUUCUGUAAAUUUUGAACAGAGAAGUCAUCAGAACCAACAAACCACAGAUCAUCGGUUUGAGUUGAAUGGAAUAUCUGAAUGUCCCCAGCAAGGUAAUCAGUUUGAUUAUGUCUGGAACCCUAACUACUCCAUCCAACCUACAAAUACCACUAUGGCUGCUUCUCUGGUUUCCCAGAUCAUGGAACCCAGUGGAUUAUCUGUAAACAUACCAACCUCAUACAAUAUAACUUACCAAUCAUCUACAGUUGGUUAUCAGAAUGACUUCAUCAACUAUUCAGAUGGAUCAAAUGUUACCCAACAGGUUGUUUGUCAACAAACUCAACAUCCAACAACAGAUGCUUCAAAUAGCAUGCAGCACCUCACAACCCCUCCAACCACCAUUCAUAAUCCACCAGAACUUGCCAACCAUAAUCCACCACCAGAAAUCGGCUCUUCGGUGACUCUCGGACCAACAGUACAGAUGGUCUCAACGGAGGAAACAUCUGAAGAUGUAGAAACAUUUUCACAACCAGAUACAGAUCAUCUUCUAAAUGAUAUGGCAGAUGUGGACAUUUCUUCAAUAACAGUAGAACCAACAGAGUGUUCAGACAUCAAGAAGAACGGGGUAAAGAUUUUUAUCUUAGGAUCGAAUUUAAAGUGUUCUGCUUGUGGAGAAUGUUUCACCGAAGAGAAAACAACUCAGUUUCUAGAACAUGUGAAAUCUCACAGCAUGGAGGAAUCUAAGGAAGAUGUGAAUCCUGCUCCACCAGAAGAAUCCCCACCAGUAAAAGACCAAGACCUUUCCAUUGACCAAAACCAUGAUCAACAAAUUCCAGUUCAGAUCAAAAUAUCAGAAAAUUCUUUUUACUGUUCUAAAUGUCAGAAGCAAUUUAAUAAAGCGCUGGAUUUUGUUUCGCACAUGAGAGUCCACAAUGAGGAAAAAAAUCAACAAGUUCAGAAACUGGUGUCCGUGGACGGUACUGAAGUAGCCAUCAACUCAGGUUUCAAUCCUUAUUUUUGUGUCAUUUGCAGCAAAAACUUUACGAGUCAUAAAUAUUUCAAUUGUCAUAUUAGAUCUCAUGAUAAAGUCGAGACGUGUUACUGUUCCGAAUGUGGUACAAAAUUUGCUAAAAGAUCGUAUCUCCUGCGACACAUCAAAGUACAUUUAUCUGAUAAAAGUCGAAUUUACAAAUGUCCUGAAGCAGAUUGUGAUAAAAGUUUUUAUUCUGCUCAGAUUUUAAAAACUCAUGCCAAAGUUCACGCUGGCGACGCCUCUAAACACCACGAGUGUGAUAUUUGUGAACGAAGAUUUCGUAUCCAUGGUGAUUUGGUUCGUCACAUGAGAACCCAUACCGGUGAGAAACCGUUCGCGUGUAAGGAUUGUGGGAAAUGUUUCAGUAUUAACGCAAGUUUAAAACGUCACCACAAUACCCACACGGGUCUUCAACCUCACUGCUGUGAUGUGUGUGGUAAAACGUUUACACAGAAAGGAAACAUGAUUCAACAUAUUAAAAUACAUUCGAAAAAACACAGGAAGAAAACCUAGUGCCUACAUAAAGUUUCAUUCUGAACCAUAAUUCUUAAUUAAAGAUCCGUUAAACAUGCAUUACAUGUAUGUAAUAGCUAAAUCUGCCUAUUGCAGGACGCAGGUCUUUAUCGAGGCCUGAAAUGUUACAUAAACUAUUAAUUAGACAUUUAUUAACAAAACAAGACCAUAAUCAACUCUCAAUGGCAUCGGAUACUCAAGAUUUUAACUACAUUAGAAUGGUUCGCCAUUUAAAAAUUUAAUUUAAAAAUGGGAAAGCAAGGCUCAGUCUCGAAUAUACCAGUGCCCUGGUUACCACAAUGCACACAUCUUGCCAAAACUACAAACAGUGAUAACGUGGCUCAGAAUGAAGUAAUUUGAAUGAAAUUUUCAAUAUUUUCAUUUUACAUUAUCUGAUUUUGAGCUAUUAUAGCAAGAAUGGUCAGCUCUUUAUCUAAAUCUUACAUAAUGUAUCUUUAAGUAAGAGACAGAGCGAGAGCUGGCCAUUCUUGCUAUAAUAGUUCAAAAAUAGAUAAUAAAAAUGUCUGGCGCAGAAAUUGUCCUCUCAGUCACUAUGCAUAUUUGAUCAGGAAAUUUAAAUUUUUUUACGUUAAUUGAAUUUAUAAAAAGAAUUAUGCAAUCCAACUUAUAGUCUUUCUCUUAGUUACAAGCAGGUUUUAAUUCUUAAAUCAAGAUUCAUGUUUUCAGAUUUGAAUUAUCAAACUUUAACAUAUAUAAAUAACGUAUGGCUGGGUAUUUUUUGUACGCACUCAUUCUCUUGUGGACGUAUUAUGUCGACACCCUUGUCCGUCUGUCUGUGUGUCCGUCUGUUCACAUUUGUUGGUGGACAUCUACAGGUCACACUUUUUAUCCGAUUUGGACAAACCUUGAAAUAUAGGUUUAUAUCCCAAGAUCUUGGUUGCUUGGUUACUCGGGUUAUGGCCCCUGAUUGUACGAAAAAUCAUUUUUUUUAGCUUGUGGACACUCAAGACGUCACAAUGAAAUUUAAAAUGUAUGUUUAUAUCCCAAAGGUCUCGUUUCCCUUCUAUAUUGGCACAUAUCUAACUGUAACUUCUUUGAUUAUGGCCCCAGAUUGUAUGAAAUAUCACUAAUUUAGCUUGUGGACCCUCUAGAGUUCACAAUUUUUUUUUGAUUUUAAAAAACGUUCAAAUAUAUUACUGUUACACCAUAAUGAUGGUCAAGUUUGAAUUUUUUGAAAAUUGGGCGCUCCCCUUUAUGCAAAUAGUAUAAUAAGCAUGUGUGGACCCUCUAGAGGUCUCAAUUUUUAUCCGAUUUUGAUGAAACUUAAAAUAUAUGUUUGUAUCCCUGAUUAUUCGAAAAAUCACUUUUUUAGCUUGUUCUCUGUCCUCUUGCAAAAUCUGGGCGUAUCUUGCAUGGCAACCACUUGUUUAAAUUUGAAAAACCAUUCUGACCUGAUUACACAUUGUGUUCCAGUAAAAGAAUCUAAAUUUGUGCUGACAUAUUUUCUCUUGUUGUUGGUGAAAUCAAAAACAAACAAAUAAAAUAUUGCUUUCUCUUAUUUUACACUCAUACUUUGAAUUAAUCAAGUACUAAUGACUAAAAAUAAAUUCAAUAUUAAUUUAAUUUAUAGUAAAAAAAAUAUGUUUUUGUUGAGAAAUGUAUUUUAUUCUGAGUAGUUCUGACCCAUGUCUGUUAAUUGAAUUAAUCAAAUGCUAAUGACUAAAAAUAAAUUCAUUAUUAAUUUAAUUUAUAGUAAAAAAAAUAUGUUUUUGUUGAAAAAAAUAUUUUAUUCUGAGUAGUUCUGACCCAUGUCUGUUAAUUGAAUUAAUCAAAUGCUAAUGACUAAAAAUAAAUUUAAUAUUAAUUUAAUUUAUAGUAAAAAAUAUAUAUAUUUUUGUUGAGAAAUGUAUUUUAUUCUGAGUAGUUCUGACCCAUGACAUGUUUAUUUAAUUAAUCAAGGCUAAUGACUAAAAAUAAAUUCAAUAUUAAUUUAAUUUAUGGUAAAAAAAUAUAUAUUUUUGUUGAGAAAUGUAUUUUGUUCUGAGUUCUAACCCAUGUUUAUUUAUUAAAAUUAGGACAGGCCAACAGGGGAAAAAUUUGGGAAGCCAUGCAAUCUACUGUACCAUUUUAAACAAAUGUUUUACGAAAAUGAGUUUGCAUUUGACCACGAUUCAUGACAUAUUCACACAGUUAUUGCACCUAAAAAAAACUUGAUCAUCAUGUUUGUCCAUUUAAGUCAGGGUUCCAUUCUCAGGUUUCAAUUGUCCUGGGGCAGCGGUGAAAGAUCCCAGGGGCGGAUCCAGGAAUUUUCGCAGGAAUAAGGUGUUUGCCAGGUUCCUGUUAAGGAAAUUUGACAGUUGACAAUGCAUGAUGCCAUCAUCGUCUCUAAAUUACAUAGUAGGCAUACAUUGUCAUACAUACACACUGAGCUUUUUAAGGAGACAAAUCCAACAUCCUGUUUGAUAUCAGUAUUUAUAGUGAAUUAAUAGGAUCACAUUGUGAUUCAAUUUCAUUGAUGCAAAGCAUUAAUUGUGAUAUCACCCAUUUCUAUAUCAUUAUUUCGCGCUUUGAAUGCCAAUCCCAUCCCACCAUCUGAUAAUAAAGAAUUUCAAACGAUUAUAAUAAGUGAUAUGAUAUAAAGACACCAGAGUAAACGGGUAUACGGCGAUGAUGUGGAUGAUAUCAGAGCCGUUAUUCUUUGAAUGGCAUUUAGUAAUUGGAACAUAAUCAAC